AUGGUACAAAAAUAUCAAUCGCCUGUACGUGUCUAUCGUUAUCCAUUUGAACUUGUGAUGGCUGCGUAUGAAAAGCGUUUUCCAACAUGUCCAAUGAUACCUGUUUUUCUUGGUUCUGAUAUAGCAUCUGAAUUUCGUAGCGAAGAUGGGGCCGUAGAAAUCAUCGAACGGCGUUGCCGAUUAAAUGUCGAUGCACCUUAUCUACUUAAAAAGAUUGUCAAUGUUGAUUAUGUUAUAUUUUUCCAAAAAAAUCAUCUCGAUCGUCGACAACGUACAUUGCGUAUUGAUGCAUGGAAUGAAAGCUUUUCAUCACGUUUAAUAAUCAAAGAAUUCUGUCAUUAUUACGUUCACCCAGAAAAUGCUCUGUGGACAUGCUUUGAACAAAGUGCAUCUUUAGAAAUAAAAUCAUUUUUUGGAUUUGAAGCGACCGUUGAAAAAAUGGCUAUGAAACAAUAUUCAGCUAAUUUAUCGAAAGGAAAAGAAAUUAUUGAAUAUUAUGUGAAUGAAUUAAUGGAUCAAGGAAUAAAAAAUAUUCCUCUUUGGAAUGAGGCAUCAGCGUCAACAUCAUCAACACCAACAACAACGGAUCAGGAAUCAACAAAUGAUGAUCCAUCGACACUAGCAGUACGUCGACGAUUAUCAGCACCACAAGAUGCAUCGAAUAUAUUUGCUUCAUCAUCCCCACCGACAGCAUCAGGAUUAGCCGCAACAACAGCAGCACAUUUUUCCUCCCUAUCCGAUGAACUCGAAACGUUUCAAAUCGAUGAAAAUUCAACCGAAAAGCAGUCUGUCGGAAACAUUGACGAUGAAUAUAUACGUCGUUAUAUUGGCCAAUUAGAUCCAUUUGAAGAAAGCUGUCUUGUACAACUUCGCCAAUGGAUUGCAGAAACCCACAAAGGAAAAUUACCAAAUGAUUCUCAUUUACUUCGAUUUCUUCGCGCUAGACGAUUCGAUAUUGAAAAAACAAAAGAAAGUGUUUGUCACUCGUUAGCAUGGCGUAAAAAGAAUUGUAUUGAUCGUUUACUUGUGGAUUAUGAAAGUCCUGAAGUGAUACAACGAUUUUUUCCUGGUGCUUGGGGUGGCAAUGAUCGUGAGGGUCGACCUAUCUACAUUUUACGUGUUGGCGAAAUUGAUGUACGCGGUGUAAUGAAAGCAGUACAUGGUGAAGAUGUUUGGAUCAGACAUGUAUUAUGUCUAGUUGAAGAAGGUUUAAAGAAAUGUGAAGAAAAUACCAAAAUUUUCGGUAAACCUAUAAGUUCUGUAUGUGUUAUUCUUGAUUUCGAAAACUUCAGUGUUAAACAUUUAUACCGACCUGUAUUUCGAGUUAUUUCACAAAUAAGUGAUACCGUUGAAGCUAAUUAUCCAGAAACACUUGGACGAAUGUUUCUAACACGUUGUCCUCGUGUUAUACCAGUAUUAUGGACAAUAAUCAAUACGUUUGUUGAAGAACGAACACGAGAAAAAUUUACUAUACUUAAAACUGAUGAACUAACUGAAUAUAUUGAUGAAAUAAACAUUCCUGAUUUUCUUGGUGGUCAAUUGUCUCUUCACGCACCAUCUGGUGGAGUUGUUCCACGUUCGCUGUACGUCCAUGAAGAUGAACCGGAUAAAUUUGAUGCGGAAAAUUCUCUAUUUGGCGACAGUUCAUAUACAGUUGUAACAAUAAAAGAUGGCGAUGUACACGAGGUACUUAUUCCAAUAUCACAAAAAGGUGACAAAAUUUGGUAUGAUUUUGAUUUACUAAAAUCCGAAUGUACAUUUACAAUAUAUCGCAUCGGAAAAAUCAAAGCAACUGAGCAUGAUGAUAAUGAAGAUAAUUUACGUCCUUCAUCUCCAACUCCGAAAUCUAAUUCAACAUUACAUGCAACGACUAUUUAUGAUAAACCAUUAGUUGAAUCAACAACAGAUGAUAUUACACGAUUAUCUCAGCCUUCGGUUUAUCACGCUGGCGAUUCUGUGCAAGAAACAUAUGUUUGUCAACAACCUGGAAACUAUGCAUUGCAAUGGCGUCAUUCGACAAGUCAUCAUAGCGCGAGUCCAUUCGAUUUUAUUAGUGGAAGUCACAAGACAAAGAUCAUGUAUCACUAUGAAAGACAAUCGUCAGAUAAUAAUAAUAAUAAUAAUAAUACAACUAUGCUUAAAUUAUUUGCAUUUAUUGUUUACGUUGUAUUGACUUCGACAAAAGCUGAAGAUGGCCAUUGUAUAUGGUAUGGACCUUGUGGAGAAAAUGCACUGGGUAAAAUAACUAAUUGUUAUUAUAAUGGUACUGCACAAUUGUUAACUGAUGAAUCAGCAUUGAAAACAUUAGAAACCGCUUGUGGAAUGAUCUAUAAUGGUACCAAUAAUACUUAUACAUGCUGCUCGGGGGAUCAAAUAAAAAUCAUGGCCGAUCAAUUUGGCUUGGCAAAAUUAAUGUUAGGCCGUUGUCCAUCAUGUUAUUACAAUUUUCGUUCGUUGUUUUGUGCAAUGACUUGUGCUCCGGAUCAAAGUCGGUUUUUAACUGUGAAAGAUUUAGGCACCAGUAUAUCAUUUCCAAAUCGAACAACAGUCGAAUCUAUAUAUUAUGAUGUAGCUGAAGAUUUUUCUCAGCGUAUACUUGACUCUUGUCGAGACGUUUUAUAUCCCGGUGGUAAUCAACAUUCACUUGAUUCCAUGUGUGGUCGACCGUAUGAUAAAUGUACAAAAGAAGCGUUUAUGGCAUAUUUAGGUAUCGGUAAUCCUGCUGUACCAUUUCCAAUCUAUAUCAAUAUGAUGAAUGAUACAAGUCAAUAUGAAACAUUUUAUAAUCAAACAACAUUUGUAUGUAGCGAACCAAUAGUAUCAAGAUAUGAAAAUAAAACAGCAUGUGGAUGUUUGGAUUGUUCAAAAUCUUGUAGGCCAAUACCACCCGAUGUUCCCGAUAAGGAAUUUAAAAUAUUUAAUAUCGAUGGAUGGGUAGUUAUUGCUCUUAUGGUAAUUGUACUUUUCGUGGCUACAUUUUUUACCUCGUUAUUUGUUAUACCAAAAUUUCGAAAACCUCGACAAAUUGUUGAAGAAUCAACAGAGACCACCGCAUUAAUCAAUGGGCCAAUCAGUCGAAAUAAACUCGGACGUUUAAUUCGUGUACGUCUAAGUACAGAGAAUUUUCUUCAACAAAUUUUUUAUAAUUUGGGUCUUUACUGUGCUCAACAUCCAUUUAUUGUUCUAUCUAUUGGCACUGUUUUAAUUGCUGCUCUAUCCUGUGGCCUACUUAAAUUUAAAGUUACAACCGACCCUGUCCUAUUAUGGUCAGCGAAAUCGAGUAUUGCUCGACAACAAAAAGAUUAUUUUGAUAAACAUUUUAAACCUUUUUAUCGUACAACACAAAUAAUUAUUGUUCCCGAUGAUCAAUCGUUUACAACACAUUAUUACCUAUCUCCACCGGCACCGGCUAGUGAAUACACAUUUGGACCUGUAUUUAAUUUAGAUUUUCUCUUUCGUGUACUUGAUCUUCAAACAGAUGUUUUAUCACUUACAGCUGAUUUGAAAGAAAAAAAUCGGACAGUUCUAUUAUCAGAUAUUUGUUUCAAACCAUUAGCACCCGAUAAUGAAAAUUGUACAGUUUUUUCAAUUUUACAAUAUUAUCAAAAUUCAAAAGAUAAAUUAAAUACAUCUAUUCAUGAUGACUUUUUUACUUAUUUUGAUUAUUCAACACAUUUUAUGACAUGUUCAGAAGCGCCGACCACAACCAAAGAUAAUCCAUUGAAUAUAUCAUGUUUUGCUGAUUUUGGUGGAACCAUUAAUCCGUUUAUGAUAUUGGGUAAUUAUUCCGGCUCAACAUAUGCGAAUGCAACAGCAUUAGUUAUUACGAUUGUAAUUGAAAAUUCAAAUGACCCAGAGAAAAUUCAAUUAGCUGAAGCAUGGGAAAAAGUUUUUCUUGAUUAUAUGAAAAAUUUUACUGAAACUCAAAAGGCACUGCGUGCUGCUGGUCGUUGGGAUGAAACAGCAAAUUUUACUGUUUUCUACAGUGCUGAACGUUCUAUUCAAGAUGAAUUAAAUCGUCAGAGUCGUUCUGAUAUUUUUACUAUUAUUAUAUCUUAUUCAAUCAUGUUUCUCUACGUAACCUUAACACUCGGUCGUAUUCGUUCGUGGCGAACAUUUUUCAUAGAUUUAAAAAUAUCUGUUGGUUUCAUUGGUGUAUUUUUCGUGUUAAUAUCUGUUAUGAGUUCCAUAGGAUUCUAUUCAUAUUGUGGUCUAGCUGGUACAUUAAUUAUAUUUGAAGUUAUACCAUUUCUUGUCUUGGCUGUUGGUGUCGAUAAUAUAUUUAUCAUCGUUCAACAUUUCGAACAUGCUAAAACUGAAAAACAUCCAUCCAUCGACAUAUGCUUAGCUAAAACAAUAGGCCGCGUCGGCCCAUCAAUACUAUUAACAGCAACAAGUGAAUCGAUUGCUUUUGUACUUGGCUCAUUGACACCAAUGCCUGCUGUACAACUUUUUUCAUUAUACGCAUUCAUGGCUGUUUUUAUUGAUUUUCUACUGCAAAUAACUUGUUUUGUAUCUAUACUUGCACUUGAUGCUAAACGGCAGCAAUCAGAUCGGCCGGAUCUAUGCUGUUGUGUACCUAUGAAAUUAGAAUCAACAACGAAUGAAGCAGAACAAGAAUCAAAAGGAAUGCUACAACAAGUUUUCACACGUAUUUGGACGCCAAUGGUAUUGGGUUCAUCUUACAUACGUGCAAUUUUAUUUUCAUUAUUCAUUAUUACUACAUGUCUAUCACUUUCAAGCAUACAUCGUAUUUCCGUUGGUCUUGAUCAAAAAUUAUCGAUGCCAAAAGAUUCCUAUGUUUUAGAUUAUUUUCGUGGACUGGAAGAAUAUUUAAGUGUUGGUCCACCAGUUUAUUUCAUUGUUAAUCAAGAUGCUAUCGAUUAUACGAAAAUUGAUGAUCAAGAUUUACUCUGUGGUACAUCAGGCUGUUCAUCAAUAUCAUUACUUGGACAAAUCGGAGAAGCAUUACGACAACCAAAUCGUUAUUAUCUAGCACAACCACCAUCAUCAUGGCUCGAUGAUUAUUUUGAUUGGCUACAAUCAACAAAUGAUCCACCUUGUUGUAGAAUAAAUAAUCAAACAAAACAAUUUUGUCCGGCUACAUUAAACGAUACAGCAUGUCAACCAUGUCCAAUAAAAUUUCUAGAAAAUCAACGACCAUCACCAGAUGAUUUCCGACAAUAUAUUGAAUAUUUUCUAAUUGACAAUCCGGGCGAAAAAUGUCCAAAGGGUGGUCAUGCUGCAUAUCAUGAUGCUAUCGAGCUAGUUAAUAAUACAUAUGUUAAAAGUUCAUAUUUUAUGGGUUUUCAUUCUGUAUUGAAAACAUCAAAAGAUUAUAUUGAUGCAAUGAAAAGUGCAAAUGAAAUAGCAAAAAAUAUUUCAAGAACAAUUUUAAAUAAUCACAGUCAUCCAUACCAUGAUUCAAAUAAACUUGAAGACUAUCCAGUUGUUCCAUAUAGCGUUUUCUACGUAUUCUACGAUCAAUAUUUAACCAUAUGGCAUAAUCUUAUUAUGAACUUAUCAUUAUCAUUUGCAGCUGUAUUUGUUGUAACAUGCGUAUUACUUGGCUUUGAUUUUCAUACAUCGUUUCUCAUUCUUCUUUGCGUCUUUAUGAUUAUAAUUGAUAUGUUUGGCGUUAUGUUUCUAUGGAAAAUCGAACUUAAUGCUAUAUCCGUUGUAAACAUAGUCAUGUCGGUUGGCAUUGCAGUUGAAUUUAUUGCUCAUAUCGCACGUUAUUUUGCUGUUAGUCAAGGUGAAGAUCGAUUGUUGCGUGCACGUACAGCAUUAUCUGAAAUGGGUAGCUCCGUAUUCAGCGGCAUAACAUUAACCAAGAUUGGCGGUGUUGUCGUUCUUGCAUUUGCAAAGUCACAACUUUUCCAGGUGUUCUAUUUUCGUAUGUAUUUUUCAUUGGUUGUGAUUGGUGCAUUGCAUGGUUUAGUUUUUCUUCCGAUCUUACUCAGCUAUUUUGGACCACAUUCAAUAACAUUUAUUGAUCAUAGAAAACGUUCGUAUCUAAAUGAUGAUACUAUACCAAGUGAAGUUGUUGCCAAUGGAAAUGCGUAA
This is a messenger RNA of Rotaria socialis, 6066 nucleotides long. Lineage: Eukaryota; Metazoa; Rotifera; Eurotatoria; Philodinida; Philodinidae. The record is from the annotation of a GenBank genome assembly.